This is a messenger RNA of Theobroma umbraticum, 1683 nucleotides long. NCBI's taxonomy places the organism in Eukaryota, Viridiplantae, Streptophyta, Magnoliopsida, Malvales, Malvaceae. The record is from RefSeq and is a predicted model, not a curated record.
AUGGAGAAAGAGGAUGAUAGGUAUUUUAUCUUGAAUAUUGUGAUAACGGAGAUAUUUUUGCGCCUCCGUGAAUGGAUCUGCCCAUCUGCAAAUGUGUUUGCGAAAUUUCUGGAGUUCAUAGAAAAUGCACUGCUCGGCAAGAUUUGUAGUAGCACGAGGUCUGGUAAAGCAACAUGGGAAAAGCAUGUACCUUCAUUGCUUCCUUUCAUUCCAAAACUUGUCUCAGAAGUGACAACUGAUUGGCAGUCACACCUUCUUGAGGCAUUUACAAAGACAUUCAGGGAUUGCAAUCCGGAGUUUUCACUUAAAUUGGCUUGCCUGUCCAUGAUUGAAGAAAUGCUAAUUCCUAGAGGAGAUAUGCACUACAUGGAAGCAAGUAAUCCUGUGGCAUUAGACUAUCAGACUAUUUGGAUAAGAGAGCUGCCCUUGUUGCUAAUCCUUCUUGGUGAUAAAUGGCCAUCCUCUUCCCAGGUGGUGUUGCACCUUCUACUUCGCCUGGGACAAUUUGGAUGUUGGAACUCUUCCCUCAUUUGGGAAUAUGAAAAUACUCAAUUUGCACUCUGUGAGUUUUACAGCACAUGUCGAGAAGGAAACAUAUACUAUGGUCCUUUCAUGAGACUUCCUAGGGAUUCUCAAGAGCUGUCUAUCUGUUGCCUUUAUUAUUUCUCCAACUUUAGUACACUUUUGCUGAAAUCAAUAGCUGCCUGCUGCCUGUGUCCUGAAUUGGAGCCCUAUGUAUUGUUCCGCAUUGUAGAGGUUGUGCAUGCUGCCUAUAAAGCUGGACACAUCCAAUUUGCUGACCACAUCAGCUUCUUCAUUACUUUACUAUCUCGUUUCAAAGUUUACCCUGAGAGGUUGGCUUAUUCUAUUCUUUUGGUUGCUCCUAAUCCUUCCCUUUCUGUGAGUGGGGAAGAAGAAAACAUAUGCCCUGUUAGAGAGAGUGGUGUGCAGAUUUCAAAUCGUGGAUCUUUUAAGUCUCUCACCUGCAUGGUUUGCUCAUGCCUUUCACAGAUGGGUGAUAGUUCUGUUGUUUUCCGGAUACUGGAGAAAGCAAUACUUGACCUGAUAUCAUUGAAGCCACAGCUUGACAAUGCAUGUGCAAUGUUGAGAGUGCUCAUCAUGCUGGACUCUAAACCCACUAGACUUUCUGAACAGAGUAUAAUUGCUCUAAGCAAUUUCCUUCCUGGAUAUCUAAUGGAUGUUGUACAUUGUAUUCCAGAAGUUGAUGGCAAUGAAGCCACAGUCUCUAAUCAUGUGCAGACAUGCCGUUAUUACCUUCUACCAUGCUUUUUCUUGUUUGAUAGGAGUAACCAGCUUGUGAAGCUUUUCUUGAAUGUUAUGGGCUCAUCCUUAACUGACAGUAGUUUGUCGUUUGAAUCCCAUAAUUCUACCCAAUAUGCCACUGACAGUUUAAGUCAGAUGAAUAUAACUGUUUCCCUUCUUCUCUUAAUUUAUAAGGAUGUUAAAGUUCAGAAAAUUAUGUCUCUAUUUAAAACAGAGAUUGGCUCUAUUAUGCAAAGCAUAGCUUCUUUACAGUCUUCAGAAGUGAACAUGACCAUUGAAGAAAGGCACAAAUUUCAGUGUUCAUUUGAACGGUUAAAGGUUGUCGCCAGUACAUCACCACAAAAACACGUUUUCUGCUUUGAGGAUGCAGGGGAUCUGAGUAAUGAUGACUCAAAAUGA